Molecule: messenger RNA, 2917 nt
Organism: Xiphias gladius (swordfish)
Lineage: Eukaryota; Metazoa; Chordata; Actinopteri; Istiophoriformes; Xiphiidae
Gene: tyro3
Product: TYRO3 protein tyrosine kinase
Biological process (GO): phagocytosis; positive regulation of kinase activity; cell migration
Cellular component (GO): signaling receptor complex
Molecular function (GO): ATP binding; transmembrane receptor protein tyrosine kinase activity; protein binding
Source: RefSeq, a predicted model, not a curated record
GUCGCGUUUAACGUGUGAAACUUUCCACCGAGCGGCGGAGUGAGAGCAAACUCAGCCGAACUCAACCGGACACCGCGGUCGCCGCUGCCUGUCGCUUCGGUUCUGCCCGCUCCGCCGAAACGAAUCCUCCUUUAUGAAGUUGCCGUUUUUCUCGCCGGUCCGCCGCCUCCAGUCUCCAGCUUCUCUCCGGGGGAAACCUUGUUUGUCCGGCUGGACGUGACGCCUCAGUGACGGAGAAGACCGAGCCGAGCCGAGCCGAGCCAAACUAGACUAACCCCGUCGGUUUAAAAGAGCCAGGGACAGAAAUAAUGAGAAGAUGAAGCGGGUCCUGUGGAUUCUGCUGUUGUUCCUGCGGAGUCGUGAAGGGACCGGUGGGAGCGGUGUGAUGUUUACGAAGCACCCGUCCAAUCAGACGGUGUCUCAGGGUAAUGCCGCGAGGCUGGGCUGUGCUGUUCAGGGAGUGAUGGAGCCCGACAUCGUGUGGAUGAAGGACGGAGAGAAACUCUACAGCACCGACCAGAUGUUCAUCACAUUGGGAGAGCAGCACUGGGAGACCUACCACAGUGUGAAGUCGGUCCAGCAGCAGGAUGCGGGUCAGUACUGGUGUGAGGUGGAGUUCCACGGUCUGACGUUCUCCUCUGAACGAGCCUGGAUCACCGUGGAAGGCGUCCCUCACUUCCUCCAGGAGCCUCAGGACGUGGCCACGUUCCCCAACGUGGCCUUCAACCUCACCUGUGCAGCAGUCGGCCCCCCCGAGCCCGUGGAGGUGCUGUGGUGGUUGGGGGGGGUCCAGGAGGGAGAGCCCACACCGUCCCCCUCCGUCCUUCAUGUCCAAGGAGUGAACAGCAGUGUGAAGUUUUACUGUGAAGCAAAGAACACCAGAGGGAUCUCAGUCUCCAGAACCGGUACAGUUCACAUUAAAGUGUUGCCGGCGGCUCCGGUUGGACUCCAGGUCUUGAGGAUGGUGGACAACAACAUCACGUUGUCAUGGAAACCAGGAUUCAUAGGUCACUCUGAGCUGUCCACGUGCAUCAUCCAGGUGUCGAGGAGGUCCGUCCGGAGAUGGGACCUCCCUCAGCAGGAGGUUCUGGUUCCUCCUCACCUUCACGUCCUGUCAGGUCUGAGGAGUCACUCUAACUACAGUGUGAGGGUCUCCUGUGUGAACGAGGUGGGGACGUCUCCUUUCUCCCCAUGGCUGCAGUUCCAGACACCUGAGUCAGUGCCCUCGGCGGCCCCCAGGAACCUGACCUUUGACCUCUCCGAGCAGCAGCUGUCUCUGAGCUGGGCGAAGCUUCGGGAGGACGAGCUGCAGGGUAAACUGCUGGCCUACAAGGUGCAGUGGACUCUGGGAGGAGAACCACAGGAGCCUCUGCUGUUUAAGGACAACUGGGCUCAGCUGUCGGGAGGAGGGCGUUUUUUUAACGCCUCCUUCCAGGUCUCAGCCUGCACCUCAGUGGGCUGCGGACCCUGGAGCCCACCCGUGCUGGUACUGCCUGCCUCAGUGCAGGUCCAGGUCCAGCGGAGCCACAUGUGGGUCGGUCUGCUGCUCGGUCUGCUGGUGGCCACCGUGGUGGGUCUGCUGCUCACCGUCCUCGCUCACCGCAGAGGAAAGGAGACGCAAUUUGGUUCAGUCUUCAAGCCUCCAGGUCCUGAGAGCUCCGUCUCCUUCACAGCAGCUCGAUCCUUCAACAGAAACUGUGCUGAGCCGCAGGAGUCGACACUGGACAGUCUCGGUAUAAACAACGACCUGAAGCUCAAACUGCAGGAUGUCCUGAUCCCAGAGAGACUGCUCACGCUGGGACACAUGCUGGGGAAAGGUGAGUUCGGCUCAGUGCGUGAGGCCUUCCUGAAGACGGAGGACAUGUCUGUCCAGAAAGUGGCUGUCAAAGUGCUGAAAUCCGACAUCACCUCGUCAGGUGACAUUGAGCAGUGUCUGAAGGAGGCGGCCUACAUGAAGGACUUCCACCACCCCAACGUCAUCCAGCUCAUCGGAGUGAGUCUUCACCGGCGUCCGGGCCAGCGGCUGCCGAUCCCGAUGGUGGUUCUUCCGUUCAUGAAACACGGAGACCUGCACACCUUCCUGCUGCUGUCCAGACUGGGAGAGCAGCCGUUUGAUCUGUCCCUGCAGACUCUGAUCCAGUUCAUGUUGGACAUCUCCCGGGGGAUGGAGUAUCUGAGCAGCAGGAGCAUCAUCCACAGAGACCUCGCUGCCAGAAACUGCAUGCUGGAUGAGAACAUGACGGUGUGUGUCGCAGACUUUGGUCUCUCUAAGAAGAUCUACAGUGGAGAUUAUUACAGACAAGGCUCCGUCUCCAAGCUGCCUGUGAAGUGGAUAGCUUGGAGAGUCUGGCUGACAACGUCUACACCACUCAGAGCGACGUGGUACUGACACACACACACACACACACUCUUCCACCUGGUAUCGACAUUAAUCAGUAAAAGCCCGAUGAUGCGUUCACACUGCAACCAGGACCUCAUCAGACCGGCUUUAGUCAACAAAGCAAAUGUAGGAAAAUAACAUGAUGAUGAUGAUGUUAAUAUAAAAAAAUCCAACUUGUGUUGGGUGUAAUGAGCUGAUUCGCUCUGUUAUGGAUUCAACCGUCUCAUCUGAUUCUCAUUCAUGUCAGAACUUAAUCAGAAUCUGCAUGGACACAUGAAUUAUUACUGAACAGAGACGUGUUCAGCACAGCUUCUAACGUUAAAGGUCCACGCCGGACUUAGCUUUUAUGUUAUCACUAAACAUCUCCAGGUGUCCUUUGACCUGGUAAUUGGUCCUCCAGUGUCUCAGUGUGUCCACUACUGUCCUGAUUUAAAGGACUGCAGACUUUUUGAGGACAGGAGACGCAAGUUCCCGCGAGAGAUAAAAACACUGCCACGGGCCGGAUGUCACGGCCCUAAUGACAUCACUGUGACAUCA